AUGUCCACCGAGCAGACGCUUCAUUGCUAUCAAGCCCGAUGGCGUCCAGCGUGGCCUCGUUGGUCCCAUCAUCUCUCGCUUCGAGAACCGUGGCUACAAGCUCGUUGCCCUGAAGCUCGUCACCCCCGGCGAGGAGCACCUCCAGAAGCACUACGAGGACCUCAAGGACAAGCCCUUCUUCCCUGGUCUCAUCAAGACAUGUCCUCCGGCCCCAUUGCCGCCAUGGUCUGGGAGGGCCGUGACGCCGUCAAGACCGGCCGUGUCCUCCUCGGUGCCACCAACCCCCUUGCCUCCGCUCCUGGCACCAUCCGCGGUGACUUCGCCAUCGAUGUCGGCCGCAACGUCUGCCACGGCUCCGACUCUGUCGAGAACGCCAAGAAGGAGAUUGCCCUCUGGUUCAAGCCUGAGGAGCUCAACAGCUACAAGGCUGCUGCCUUUGACUGGGUCUACGAGAAGGCCUAA
This is a messenger RNA of Podospora anserina S mat+, 462 nucleotides long. RefSeq lists its product as uncharacterized. Gene Ontology annotation, molecular function: nucleoside diphosphate kinase activity. Gene Ontology annotation, biological process: GTP biosynthetic process; UTP biosynthetic process; CTP biosynthetic process. The transcript is spliced from 5 exons. The coding region runs from base 1 to 462 and encodes 153 amino acids. The record is from RefSeq and is a predicted model, not a curated record. Lineage: Eukaryota; Fungi; Ascomycota; Sordariomycetes; Sordariales; Podosporaceae.